Molecule: messenger RNA, 639 nt
Organism: Emiliania huxleyi CCMP1516
Lineage: Eukaryota; Haptophyta; Isochrysidales; Noelaerhabdaceae
Exons: 4
Coding region: 1-639 (212 amino acids)
Source: RefSeq, a predicted model, not a curated record
AUGUCUCCCGCCGCCGCGAGCGAGCGGCGCAAAGAGGCAGCUUCGCGCAUGCUUUUCCGUAACGUUCUCGCGACGUGGAGCACGAGUUUUUCCUUUAUUUUCGAGGCAAACUCGUGCGGCGCGCCCCGCCGCCAGCAGACGCAGUCCCUGCUGCAGGAGCAGGACCAGCAGCUCUCCGUUCUCGGCCAGGGCGUCAAGCGUGUCAAGGCGCUCGCCGGCGACAUGCGGACGGAGUUGCAGGCAAGUGGCAGCCUCGCGCGUCGGCCACCGCGCGGCAGCGGAUUCCCACGUGACCUCUGCACACGCUGGUGGUGGCAGGACACACCUCAUCUCGCAGCGCCCGCGCUGGAGCAGACGGUGAUCCUCGAGAACCUGGAGGACGACAUCGACAGCGCGGACUCGUCGAUGAAGUCGAUGCGCAGCCGCAUGAACGCGCUCUACGCGCAGACCGCCUCCUCCGAGCGAGCUCAGCGCGUCACUCGCCGCCCGGGUUGUUUUGCUAUUCUGUCGCGCGCCCCGGCCAAGGCAGACGUCGGUGUGCGCCGUGCUGGAGGCCAGGGAGAGUUGUUAGCGCAAAAAGCGAAUGGUGGCCGGUCGUGGCUCCUCCCGGGGGACCCGACUGUCGACGAGGAGAAGUGA